AUGGAUUCUGAACUAGCAGGGCGUUGCUCUUCUAUGGAGACACUGAACUCCCCACAUACAUGGAACGAUGAUGAGAAAAGUUCACUCAUUGAUCACAACCAGCGAGAAACAGUUACUCGUGCACAGAGGAAGUAUGGAUAUAUAUGGCAUGGGCUUUCGUACAUCGCAGUUAUCCUCCUGACAAUGCUUAUCUCAACCAUCAUCUCUGCUAAAGCACGCAUCGGAUCCGGGUGCUCUUGCUCACUUGCUACAACGUCCCCCUCUGGCGACCUUCAAUCGGAUUUAGUUAUGGUUAAUUCAGCUUCUGAUGCAACUGUAAAGAAGGCUUCGCUCAACGAAAUAGAACUACAAAAAGCUUGGGAUGCAUUAGCCGAACGUUCCGAUGGUGCCACCGUUAUUGUUCCUGAAACCUUUGGACGUGAGCGAGGAAUUCUCCCUGAGUCACCACGGGUUACUCGCAACGGAGUCUCGGGAUUCCUGGUCACCUUGGACAGUAUGCAUCAAGCUCAUUGUGUGGACGCUGCGUGGCGCCGUCUCUGGUUCAAUCACGAGGACGACAAAUUGAAUGGGCCUAUGGCGAAGUACAAUAUUUCAGAUCAGUGGUACAAAGAUCAUAUUACUCAUUGUCUAAAGAUCUUGAAACAGUCAAUUCUCUGCAAGAUGAACAUAGAUAUGGUGAUGGGAUAUAUUCAGUGGAAUAGGUCCAAUCCAGAUGACUUCAUCCACUUUGAAAAGAACCACAUAUGUAAAAACUAUACUGACGUACUGGGGUGGAUUAAGAAUAGAAAUGAAUCUUAGCAUAGCUCUCCAUAUUGAUCAAUUGUAAAUCUAGAGAGAUUCUCUUACCU
Messenger RNA from Bipolaris maydis ATCC 48331, 848 nucleotides. RefSeq lists its product as uncharacterized. The record is from RefSeq and is a predicted model, not a curated record. Gene Ontology annotation, biological process: mycotoxin biosynthetic process. NCBI's taxonomy places the organism in Eukaryota, Fungi, Ascomycota, Dothideomycetes, Pleosporales, Pleosporaceae.